GGGUGUCAUGUUCAGCUCAAGGAAUAUGAAAAACGGCACCUGGAACUUUUCUAGCAGGAGAAAUGAUGCUGACCUCGCUCAUUGGAAGCGCUAUGACCACAUAUUUCCCAUUUGAGUGAUGCAUAGACCUACGGUGCUACACAAACUAUCCCCACUCAUCAUCCUAUAUGAUUUUCCAUCCUGCUCAUCUCUAACACAUACAACCAUAGGGUGUGGAAAACAGGGCUUCCUAGAGUUGCAUAACCGAACCGCAAAAAUCGAACCCGAACCUCACCGAACUCGCAGCAGUUUGGGUUCGGUUCCUAGCCUAGGGAAUCGCACCGGUUUCAGUUUCUAUAGGGUGGAACUGUUUUGGGUUCAGUGAAAACUACUAGUUAUAGUUUUCGCAGUUUUAUAAGUUAGGUGAAACCGCCUAACCCAUUUAAAGGUAUUUACAGAGGUAUUAUAAGUUAAAAAAUAGACUAAGUUAACUAAGUAUUCUAAC
Messenger RNA from Aspergillus novofumigatus IBT 16806, 484 nucleotides. RefSeq lists its product as uncharacterized. Lineage: Eukaryota; Fungi; Ascomycota; Eurotiomycetes; Eurotiales; Aspergillaceae. The record is from RefSeq and is a predicted model, not a curated record. The transcript has a single exon. The coding region runs from base 119 to 364 and encodes 81 amino acids.